AUGGCGUCGAGUGAUUUCAAAGUACUGAUCCUCGGUGGAGGAAACUGUGGUCUCUCCUUAGCUACUGGCUUGAAGAAAGCUGGCAUCAACUACACGGUCUUCGAGCGAGACAGCGAGCAUGACUUCUUCCACCGUCCUCGCGACUGGGGCAUCUUGCUACACUGGGGCGCUGAGUACCUGGAAAAGGUUCUGCCUCCACAUCUUCGGGCGCGGAUAAAGGAGCCUCGCUGUGAUCCUCACCUUGAUACUUUGGCCGGCAUCCCGCCCGUCCCCUACGUCAACGCGCUCACCGUCGAUUUCUGCUAUUGCGAAAGAAAAGGGCCUAAUAGCGCUGAUCGUAUUCAGUUUGGCAAAUAUCUUGACAAAGUCAGCGUGAACGGCGAUACCGUUCAAGUAACCUUCCGAGACGGUACUACUGAAACCGGUAAUAUGGCUAUUGGCUGCGAUGGCUCGCAUUCAAAGGUACGCGAGUUCCUUGUCGGCCAUGAUGCCGCGCAGCUGGAGCCCGUGGACCUUACCAUGAUCAACUUCCCCAAGGGAGGCUACACGGCCGAGGAAGCCCGCCUCCUACAGACACUACACCCCGUGUUCAAAAUUGCGGCACACCCCGAUAAGCCAGGCAACGGCAUAUUAGGAGGUACAAAUCAUAUACACUCGUCCUCUACCUCUGCGGAGACAUUACUAAUCAUGGCUUCCACCGUAGCCCUCGACAUCGCCGACCCCAAUGACCCGACGACAUGGAAGUUCCAGAACUAUGUCGGCUGGUGGGGUCCGCCGUACGCCAAGGACCUACAAGAUCCGGAGACGCGGAUGAAUGUCUACCGGUCGUGGGUGUCUUCGUUCUGCGAGCCCUUCCGCACGGGCGGCCUAAAGCUCGCGGAAGGAGAGGUCGUACCAGUGUACCCAGGCCAGCAGUGGGCGCCGACAAUGGCGUGGGAUAACUAUGGCGGUAAGGUUACGCUCGCGGGCGAUGCCGCGCAUUCGAUGGUUCCUCAGCGUGGCCAAGGUCUCAACAACGCGAUCAAAGACGCCUCGGACAUUGUCGACGCUAUCAAGACAGUCACGUCUGGAGAGAAGACGCUAGAGGAAGCCAUCGCGGCGUACGAGGCAGAAAUGAAGCCCCGAGGCGCGAAAGAGGUUGCGCUGUCACUGGAGCAGGCUCUCAAGGCCAGGAAUCAGAGUACGUUAAAGGACAGCCCGCUGUUCAAGCUUGGGUGGCAGCGAGGCAAGGCUGAGGCUCCGGCUCCAACUCCGGCUCAUGCGGAGAAUGUUCAAACGUAA
Messenger RNA from Endocarpon pusillum Z07020, 1281 nucleotides. RefSeq lists its product as uncharacterized. The transcript has 6 exons. Gene Ontology annotation, molecular function: FAD binding. Lineage: Eukaryota; Fungi; Ascomycota; Eurotiomycetes; Verrucariales; Verrucariaceae. The record is from RefSeq and is a predicted model, not a curated record. The coding region runs from base 1 to 1281 and encodes 426 amino acids.